CCGCGGUCGCGGACGAAGAGAGUAGGGGCCGCUGGUCGCGGGAGGCGUCGUCAUGCCCCGGUAUUACGAGGACAAGCCAGAGGGCGGAGCGUGCGCGGGCGUGAAGGAGGACCUGGGCACGUGUCUGCUGCAAUCGGACUGUGUGCUGCAGGAAGGAAAAUCUCCUCGGCAGUGUUUGAAGGAAGGAUACUGCAAAGCCUUGAAAUAUUCAUUUUUUGAGUGUAAAAGAUCAAUGUUGGAUACCAGGUCAAGAUUCAGAGGAAGAAAAGGGUAUUAAUACCAUUAAGUUGAAACCAAGAUGAAAACUGCAAAGGAUCUUCUUUGGUCAUUGACACCCAAAGCCAAGAUAGGAAGCACACUUUCUGCUUCAUCUGUUCAGUUGGACCAGCUUGUCCCUCCACAGAAUGCUGGGAGAAUGAAUGAGUUCUGGUUAUGAAUAUAUAGAAAGUAAAUAUUUUCUUGCUCUGUUAUUUUUAGAAGAAAAAUAAUUUAACAGUAUGGGUUGGGAGCAUAAUAAAUGUGUUUUGAGGAUCGUUCUAAAGCACAGAGAAUGGAAAGAUGAUUAUUUUCAUACUUGACUCUUCAAUCAGAUUCCACACUUUGUACAGGCCACUGAUGUAACUGACACAAUUGAUAACAUGGAGCCUGUCCAGAAGAUGUCUACUGGGAAAGUUGAGGAUAAAACUUUCUCUUUAAUUCAGUCUGUUCUGAAAUAAACUGUUUGAUUCCCUAGAGAAGAAAUAUUUAAUUUGCACUGAUUCACUGAAGUCACAACCUCAAAACUUCACUGCUGCCCCUGGGCAGAGCUGAUGCCAAGCCCCAGGUGGUGUUGCCAGGGCUCUUCACCAUCAUCUCCCUGUUUUUCUGUUUCCUGAUUUCAUUUUCAGGCUGGCCCGCUCCACAUAAUGGGCCAAUGCCAGCUAUAAGCUCACAUCCUUAAGAUCUAUGAUCCAAGAGGAGAGAGAGAACUUUUCCAGGGUAACAAAUCAAAUUCUACAAAAGAACUGUCUCUGGUCUUCCCUGCCUUGGACCAGGCCCUGUGGAAAAAGGGAUGGGGGCUGUGAUCUUGGCCAAGCCUGGAUGGGUCAUAUGCAGUGUCACUGAUAACUCCCAUCAGAAUCACUUUGGAGGACUGGUGGGCCUCGUCCCAAAAGGGGAGGAAUUUGGAGCAAAUAGAAACAACAGAUGUUCUCUAUAGAAAGAGUGAAAAACAUGAAAUGGUUGAAAAGUUGAGCAUCACAGUAAUUUAAUUCUGGUCACUUAAUAUAGUAGAGAAUAGGAAUACAAGUUUCCAGCUUUAUUUGGUAUUGAAGAAUAAUGAGCUGUGGCUUCGUUAUACUGCCACAGUUCACCAGAGUUAAAGCAGUCAAGUUAUUGUAUAGCUCACUUUCUUUCUUAAAUGUUCUCUGAAAAAGCUAUGAGAAUUCCACACAGCGUGGGUAUUUAUCAGAGUGUCACCGAGCCUGUUGCGUGUACUACUUUUCACAGGAAAAGGAAAAAUGAUGGAUUUAUUUUUAGUAACUAUUGUAUACAUACUUAAGUGCUAUAGCAUUAUUAAUAAAGUUACUUUAAUAAGAAACUCUAAAA
Carlito syrichta (Philippine tarsier) is the source of this 1587-nucleotide messenger RNA. Its product is annotated as cytochrome c oxidase assembly factor 5. Lineage: Eukaryota; Metazoa; Chordata; Mammalia; Primates; Tarsiidae. Gene Ontology annotation, cellular component: mitochondrion. The coding region runs from base 53 to 277 and encodes 74 amino acids. Gene Ontology annotation, biological process: mitochondrial respiratory chain complex IV assembly. The transcript is spliced from 3 exons. The record is from RefSeq and is a predicted model, not a curated record.